Messenger RNA from Sinocyclocheilus anshuiensis, 738 nucleotides. RefSeq lists its product as uncharacterized. The record is from RefSeq and is a predicted model, not a curated record. Gene Ontology annotation, molecular function: nucleic acid binding. The transcript has a single exon. Lineage: Eukaryota; Metazoa; Chordata; Actinopteri; Cypriniformes; Cyprinidae. The coding region runs from base 1 to 738 and encodes 245 amino acids.
AUGCGAACACUACGUCGGCAUCUUAAACAUCUGAGACUGUACAGACGAAAGAAUCAAACAGAUCUAUUGGAAGUAGCAUUAUUCCUCAUGAAUGAACUUGACCGUUAUGGAAAGCUACAUGGAUAUAAACUACUACAUCUAAAGUGUAUUCAAGCUGGAUUUGUUGUCAGUCAACGUGUAAUUCGCCAUUUAUUAGGCAUCCUGGAUCCCGAUGGAGUACAAAUGAGAAGGAGAAAUCGCUUAAGAAGUAGGAUGUAUGUAAAUCCUGGCCCCAAUUUUAUAUGGCACAUGGACUCUUAUGACAAACUGAAACCUUUUGGUAUCUGCAUCAACGGCACGAUCGAUGGAUUUUCUAGGAUGGUAAUUUGGCUCCAUGCUUAUUCUACUAAUUCUGACCCGAAGGUAAUCGCCAGCUAUUUUAUUAAUGAAGUUGGACAAAGGAUGGGGACACCAGCCAGAAUGAGGUCAGACCUGGGAACAGAGAACUGUUAUGUGGAACAAAUGCAGAAGUUCCUACGCUAUGAUGACCACGACGAAUAUGCAGAAAACUGCUUCAUCUAUGGUUCAAGCAACCACAAUCAGCGCAUUGAGAGCUGGUGGGCAUUCAUGAGAAAACAGCAUGCUCAGUACUGGAUUAAUCGUUUCCAGGAUUUGAAGGAGAAAGAUUACUUCAUAGGUGGUUUCCUGGACAAGCAGUUAAUAUUGUUCACCUGUCUGAAUAUCAUUGAAGUAAGUUGA